Clunio marinus is the source of this 180-nucleotide messenger RNA. NCBI's taxonomy places the organism in Eukaryota, Metazoa, Arthropoda, Insecta, Diptera, Chironomidae. The record is from the annotation of a GenBank genome assembly.
AUGGCUAAAUCAGGUAGUAUGAGAAAAAAAGAGCUUUUUGAUGAUAAUUUAAGGGUAGUUUGGUUUAAGUUGACUCGAUUACUAAGAAUGAAUGAAAGAUUAGAUAAAAGCUUGACGGAAAGCAACAUCAUUAAAGAAGUGUUUUUUAUGUUAUCAAAUGUAUUUUUAUACUUUAAAUAA